CAUCGUGCUUUGGCAACAAUAACAACAACAACAACACGGUCUAAAGGUGGAGGUUCGACAAAAUGAAAAGGCAGUGUUGUUGCUUAACGGCUUUAUUUGUGGUCGGAUUUAUACUCUUAAUUGCUGGAGUAGCUUUUAUACCUGCCUCUAAAUCGAUUAUCCAUAACGAAAUAAAUGAGCAAAUCAACCUAAAAAACAAAGCUACUAAAGAUAACUGGGUGAAAAACCCAACUCCUAUAAAGUUUCAAAUAUGGGCGUGGAACCUCACUAACCCAGAUGAAGUUAAAGCCGGCACUGGUAAACCAACUCUAGUCCAAAGAGGACCAUAUACAUACAUUGAGAAUCGACAGAAAGUGGCCAUCAAAUAUAAUGAUGAUAACAAGACUGUUACGUACAGGGAGAACAAGUUCUAUUCAUUUGACAGAGCUAAUUCUAAUGGAACAGAGGCAGACGAGAUUGUGACAGUCAACAUUCCACUCAUGUUGAUAGCCAAUGUGUUGAAGAAGGAAUUUGGUGUACUACAGACACUUGCAGCAGCAUUACUCGACUGGGCCAAUGAAGACCUGUUUGUUACACUCUCUAUUAAAGACCUUGUUUGGGGCUAUGAUGAGCCCCUCAUCAACAAAACAAUCAGCCUUAUUAACUCAUUAGGUUUUCAUUUAAAUAUCAGUGAUAAAUUUGGCAUUUUUGUUGGGACAAAUGGUACAGAUGAUGGUGUGUAUAAUAUUAUGACAGGAGAAGGGGAUUCAAGUCAGUUUGGCAUCAUCAAAACCUGGAACUUUGCUCCGAACCUUACAUUCUGGACAUCUCACACUUGUAACAUGUUGAAUGGCACAGAUGGUACAAUUUUCCACCCAUUUAUGGAAAAGUCGGAUGUAUUAUAUGUGUUCUCAUCUGAUUUAUGCAGGUCUAUAUAUUUCACAUACCUGCGUGACAACAAACAGAAGGGUAUAGAUGUAUACAGAUUUACUACCCCACCUGAUGUAUUUCAAUCUCCUACUGACAAUCCAGCUAACCAAGGAUACUGCACUCCCAGUGAUAACUGCUUUCCAUCAGGACUACUGAAUGUGGAAAACUGUCAUUUUGGUGCUCCACUCAUAUUCUCACAGCCCCAUUUCCUGAACGCUGAUCCUGCUAUUAUACAUGGUGUGAAUGGAAUGCACCCGAAUCUGGAGGAACAUGGUACAUUUAUUGAUGUUGAACCAUACACAGGGGCUGCUUUUUAUGCUGCUAAGAAAUUACAAAUUAACAUACUGUUGGAGAAAGUUGAUCAUAUAGAGCAGACAAAUCUUUUGAAAAGAACAGUACUUCCAGUACUCUGGCUGAAUGAGAGCUCUAGGAUUACAGAUUCAUUGGCUGAUGAGUUCAAAUCUCAGUUGGCCACGCCACUUAUGGCCAUGCAUAUUGGUACAUAUGUAGCAAUUGGUCUUGGUUCACUGCUUAUUUUAGUGGCUAUUGCCAUCAUUGCUUGGAAGAAGAUAUUUGGUGAUAAAAAUUAUGGACCAUUGAUGAAUGAAAUGGACAGUAUGUAACUUUUCUAAGAGGAAUAGAGAGAUGACAGACUUGUCUGGUGACAGAGCAGAUCUUGUUCCUGGUGUUGAUUCCUAAAAUUAAAACAAAAAGACAUGCAACAAAGUGCUUAGAAAACUGUGAUAUAUA
This is a messenger RNA of Ruditapes philippinarum (Manila clam), 1659 nucleotides long. Its product is annotated as lysosome membrane protein 2-like. The record is from RefSeq and is a predicted model, not a curated record. The transcript is spliced from 14 exons. Gene Ontology annotation, cellular component: membrane; cytoplasm. Bases 63 to 1532 code for a protein of 489 amino acids. NCBI's taxonomy places the organism in Eukaryota, Metazoa, Mollusca, Bivalvia, Venerida, Veneridae. Gene Ontology annotation, molecular function: scavenger receptor activity.